Messenger RNA from Anopheles merus, 4421 nucleotides. RefSeq names its product ribosomal protein S6 kinase beta-2 (gene S6k). The transcript has 12 exons. NCBI's taxonomy places the organism in Eukaryota, Metazoa, Arthropoda, Insecta, Diptera, Culicidae. The record is from RefSeq and is a predicted model, not a curated record. The coding region runs from base 966 to 2669 and encodes 567 amino acids. Gene Ontology annotation, biological process: protein phosphorylation; signal transduction. Gene Ontology annotation, molecular function: protein serine/threonine kinase activity; ATP binding.
GCGUGUGUGCGUGUGUGAUUGUCGCAAACAUUGUCCUGCUGCGUGUGUGUCUGGUCUGGUGAUACGGUACGGUGGUGUGCGGCUGGUUGAGUGAAAGCAUUUCAAGUCUCUGCACACGGGUGGAACGCGGCGCCAUUACGACACACGGCACACAGCAGCACAUUCCCGGAUUGUUUUGUUGGGGUUGGGCUUGGGAAAGGAGCUUAUGUGCGUUUCGGUGCCUUUCGGUGGAAUAAAACGAAAGUGUGUAUCGUCGUGUUAAAAGUGUGUGCACACGUUUGUGCAAAAGAAAACAAACAAAAAAACCUACAGCAAUAGAGCGAAAGUUAACAGUGUGUGUGUAUGUGUUGUUGUGUACGGUGUGUCGGGGCACAUACAGGCAAACAAACACAGAAACAAAAACCUACCUCAUUUUGUGCGUGGCAGCCCUUUUUUACGGCGCUGAGCGUCUUCUACCAAACAAGUGUGCAAACCCUUCGUAAAGUGAAAUCCUCUGCUCACAAAUUAAGAAUCAAAAUCAAAGCAAGCAGUGUGUGAUUGUGUGUGUGUGUGUGUGUGUGGCGGUGUAAAGUAACGCAAAGAGCCACAGCGCAAAGAAGAGUGCAGUGCACAGGAAGCAGGAAAAAGAAAACAACAGGGCAAAGAAUACGCACGUCAUUGGAGGAGAGGAGGAGGUGCUACGUUCUAGAAAACCCAAACAAAACAAACCGCACUGCGACGACGCGCCUUUUUCCCUCCAGAAGAAGAAGAAGAAGAAGAAGAGUAAGAAGAGAAGGAGGAUAUCCGCGCGCCUCAUAGCGUGUGUGUGAGUGUGUGUGCGUGCGAAUUAGUGUGUGAGAAUCGCUCCCCGUUUCCACAGCGCGCCUCCUGUGUUUUUUUCCCCCACUCAACGUCAUCCUUCCCUGCUGUGUGGGCUUUUAGGGCCUCACCAAUACACCGAAGCAAGCAGAAAAGCAAGCGACGAUAUGGCGGGUGUGUUCGAUCUGGAGCUGCACGAGGAGGAGGAUCUGCGCGAUUCUGAUGACGACAUAAUCGAUAUUGAGGAUGUCGAUCUGGAACCCGAACUUCACAUCAACACAAAUCUAGAAACCGAAGGAUCUGAAACGAUACCACUGUCGGAAGACAUUAUAAACCCGGGACGAAUCAAGCUAGGGCCGCAGGAUUUUGAGCUAAAGAAAGUAUUAGGCAAAGGCGGAUACGGUAAAGUCUUCCAAGUCAGAAAAACCACUGGUGCUGAUGCAAACUCGUACUUCGCGAUGAAGGUGUUAAAGAAGGCGUCGAUAGUUAGAAAUCAAAAAGACACAGCCCACACACGCGCCGAGCGAAACAUAUUAGAGGCGGUUAGGCAUCCCUUUAUCGUAGAGCUAGUGUACGCCUUCCAGACCGGUGGCAAGUUGUAUUUAAUUCUAGAAUACUUGAGCGGCGGCGAGCUGUUCAUGCAUUUAGAGCGCGAGGGAAUAUUUUUGGAGGACACUGCAUGCUUUUACCUAUGCGAAAUCAUUCUCGCCCUGGAGCAUCUGCACAAUCUGGGCAUCAUCUAUCGGGAUCUGAAGCCGGAAAAUGUGCUGCUGGAUGCGAAGGGCCACGUGAAGCUGACCGACUUUGGCCUGUGCAAGGAACACAUCCAGGAGGGCAUUGUAACGCACACGUUCUGCGGUACGAUCGAGUACAUGGCACCGGAAAUUCUAACGCGCAGCGGACACGGCAAAGCGGUCGAUUGGUGGUCGCUCGGUGCCCUCAUGUUCGACAUGUUGACGGGAAUGCCCCCGUUCUGUGCGGACAAUCGAAAGAAGACGGUCGACGCUAUACUGAAGGAUAAGCUGAACAUCCCGGGCUACCUGACGCCGGACUCGCGCGAUCUCAUCCGCCGGCUGAUGAAGCGGCAAGUGUCGCAGCGCCUCGGCAGCGGGCCGACCGAUGGGCAGGCGGUGCGGGCACAUCCCUUCUUCAAGAACGUCAACUGGGACGAUGUGGUCAAGAGAAGGCUAGAUCCACCGAUCAAACCAGUGCUUGCCAGUGAGGAUGAUGUGUCGCAGUUUGAUACCAAGUUUACGAAAGAGAUUCCGGUGGAUUCGCCCGAUGAAACAACGCUGAGUGAGAGUGUCAAUCUAAUCUUCCAGGGUUUCACGUACGUCGCCCCAUCCGUGCUGGAGGACAUGCAGUCGCGCAUCACGAUGCCCCGGUCGCCCCGUCGCAUGCACCGCCACAACCUGCACCAGCACCAUCAGCACAAUCACCAUCACGGCAGUGCGCACCACCACCACCACGGUGCCGGCAGCAGUCGAAUGAUGGGCUCGGCCGGAGGGACAGGAGCAGCGCCGAUGGAGAAUGGCAGUGGGAGCAGUGGCACCUGGAAGAUGGCCCCGCAUCAAAACAUGCACAACCAUCAUCCGCACGUGCAUCGGGGAGGAGGUCAAAUGGUGCCACCGAACCAGCAGCAGCAGCAGCAGCAAGCGCUCGGUGGCCAGCCGUCGUCCGCCCAGCAACCUCACAAUCAGACGCAACCGGCUGGUGGAGCGGCCGGUGUUAGCGGUGGUCCGCCCGGUAGCCGCCCGUUCAAUGCGGCCUCCAUCUCGCGACGAACGCCGCCCCAUCUGCAACCGUUCGCGCCGCGCCCCUCGCCACAGGACGAAAUGAUGGAUGUGUAUCCGGAAAUGUCCAUCUCUUAGCCAACACUGGAGGAUUAUAGCAGUUAUAGGAAAUUCGUCACCUAAGAGAUGUGCUGCAGCAGGACGAGAGAGACACCAUUUAGAAAGAUGAAGCAAAACGGGGCGUAAGGAAGGAAGCAGCAUCGAAGGGGGAGUGCAUCUCCAAAACUAAUUAACCCGUAGUCUAGCGUAAACAAUAAGAAAAGGCAAUUUGUUCCGAACAAUGCGUGUGUGAGGGCGCGCGUAGAAAGAGAAAACAAAGGUGCGUGAGAUAGGGUAGGGAAGAGUCUGUGUAUCUGUGUAUGUGUGUGUGCGUGUUACAACAGCAACUACAUACAACAAAUCACCAAGCAAAAGAUUAGAAUAACGAAUUUCAACUAAGUCCUUUUCCGUUUUACUUUCCUUCUUUCCUUCCAACGCUCCAACGAACAGAACCGCUUCCGCAGGGAUUACUUUACAUUUGUUUAUUUCUCUCAGUUUAUGGAGCUCUUCCUUUGCUGCCUGUUUUUAAACUGCUCGACUCAGGCGAUAAGCGCUAGUAGGAAAACAUCCUGUCCUCUCCUGUUCUUCUAAACUCUCAAUCUCCCAGGCAUAGUGGAUACAUAAAGGCGCCACGCAAACACAGUCGUUAAGCCGUAGUGUUUUAAAGCAAUUUUACGUUGCGCUCUGUAAGGUGUAGGGGAAGAAGGUGCGCUAUAGAAUUAUGAAUGAAAUUGUGUGAAAGCUAAAAGGAUGCAAAUGGGCGUUGAAUGUGGUGGUUCCCUUCCUCUGUCCAGCAAUCAGUUUAAUCUUCCGGGUUGGAGUUGGAGAAGCGACGAUGAAGCCUUUUUUAUUAUUAUAUAUUCUUUUGUUUUGUACUUCUACCCCCUUUUCUUCCUCCUUCGAACACGGUUCACAGCAGAUAUUUUACUAUCGAUAAAGAGUUACUAGAAAUUGCUAAUAGAAACUAAUAGCAGCUUUAGCGGAGAAAAAAAAGGAUUCGAUUUCAUUACGCAAAAUAUUACGCAAAAGAAAACCAACCCGACCGUCAUCACACCCACACAUAUACACACUCCUAUCCACACGCUGGGUGUUGGUGAUGGUGGGGCCGGUGGUGUGUGGUAUAUUUAGAGAUUUUUUUUGUAAGCAAAAACUAACUAAAACCAUCGUUUAUAGAAAUUGUAUUAUAAAUUGUGUGCUCCCUUUCCCGCUCACUUCAUCUCGCAAGCGGCCACUUGUUGCUGUGUUGCAAUUGAAAUUACCUGGUGCAAGGAAAUGUUACACUCGCAAUUAACUACUAGUACCACGUACACACUCGAGCGAGCAAAGAGAUGAUUAUAGAGCGAGAAGAAGCGUUUGGGAGAAUAAGUUGCAUUUUGAGUAUGAAACAAACAAAACAGGUAGCAAUCCUAGUUACAAAAUAAUAAUGAAAUGGAAGGAGUUGUAAAACGAAACAAUUGUUAGGUGUGAUGUGGUGUACAGUUUGUCCCUCCAAAACUACAUACACACAACAUUGAAAGGACAUUUAAAAGUGGAAGACAAAAGCAAGCAACGAAGCAGAAAAGGAAGACAAAAGAUUGGUUAUUUUUCCUUUUUUCCUUCCCCCUAUUUUACAACAUCAUUUCAUUACUUGACCCUCAAAUCAAAUCAAAGCAAGGGGGGCUAACCUGUUGUGCAUUCUAUCUUACUUUUUUAAUCUUAAUCGAUCUAAUGGGAGAAAUGAAGCAGAAAACACACAAACAAAGAAGAAGAAUUGACCUAUGUUCCUUCUAUUUCCAGUUUCACCUUGUGUUU